Moneuplotes crassus is the source of this 637-nucleotide messenger RNA. The record is from the annotation of a GenBank genome assembly. Lineage: Eukaryota; Ciliophora; Spirotrichea; Euplotida; Euplotidae.
AUGUCUGUUUGGUGUCAUCAGCUGUGCUAUGGCUCCUUGGAGUACUUUCUGUUGGUCAGUGGCUUGUGCCUGGGCCUGUGUAGUUCUGAUAAAGGAUUCUUGGUGUACCUCAGAACAUGUUCUGUGCAGCCAAGAAGUGUAUUGCUGGUAGAGGGCUUGCCAGGUCUUGAGGGAUAUCUGGGGGUUAUCGUAGCUGCGGCUGUUUAUUACGGUUUCAGUGUAUUUUCUAGAUGUGAAAUCUGUGAAGAGGGGGUCUUCUUGGAGUUGGUCCAAGGUCUUCUUGAUUUCAGUGUUGAUUUCGACGAAGUGGUAGUAUUCUUUAUUGUAGAUGAUUUCAUUAAGCCAUCUCUCGAUCUUCCUGACUUCUUUAUUGUAUUUCUUGGCUAGCUGUGUCACCUCUGUUAGAUUUCUGGAGUUAUUAUGUACUCUAAAGUACUCGCUCACGCCCACAAUCGCAGUCUUCAACGUAAUCAACCCCAGUUCCACUUGACUAUAAGGCACCAGCACAAUCCUGGCAUCCUCUGAAUAAGCAGCUUCAUGUAAUUGACAAAUGUACAGUCCAAAUUCGGGCAAGUACAACGCAGCUAGUGCAUUACAGGACUCGUAUUCACACUUGAGAUUAUCCAUUUCUUUAGUA